This is a messenger RNA of Mus musculus (house mouse), 2128 nucleotides long. RefSeq names its product serine protease 38 (gene Prss38). The record is from RefSeq and is a predicted model, not a curated record. Gene Ontology annotation, cellular component: extracellular region. Gene Ontology annotation, biological process: proteolysis. Lineage: Eukaryota; Metazoa; Chordata; Mammalia; Rodentia; Muridae. Bases 84 to 638 code for a protein of 184 amino acids. The transcript is spliced from 4 exons. Gene Ontology annotation, molecular function: serine-type endopeptidase activity.
UUGCAUUACUCUGGCUUUCACAUCUGUGGUGGCUCCAUCCUCAGUGCCUACUGGGUGCUGUCGGCAGCACACUGCUUUGACAGAUGUACCACCCUAUUGGAGGGGACGUGGCGCUAGUGCAAUUGAAGAGCGCCAUCGUAUUUUCUGACUUUGUGCUCCCAAUUUGCUUGCCACCUUCCGACUUGUACCUCAUCAAUCUGUCUUGCUGGACUACCGGAUGGGGAAUGAUCUCGCCACAAGGCGAAACCGGGAACGAGCUAUUGGAAGCCCAGUUGCCACUAAUCCCUAGGUUCCAGUGUCAGCUGCUCUAUGGAUUAAGCUCCUACCUCCUGCCAGAAAUGUUGUGUGCUGCAGACAUCAAGACAAUGAAGAAUGUGUGUGAGGGUGACUCUGGCAGUCCACUGGUAUGUAAGCAGAACCAGACCUGGUUGCAGAUUGGAAUAGUGAGCUGGGGGCGUGGUUGUGCCCAACCCCUGUACCCAGGAGUGUUUGCCAAUGUCUCCUAUUUUUUGAGUUGGAUCCGUUAUCACUUACAAAUCAUACCCAAUCCUCCUCAGAUACUCCCGUCCCUCUCUUCAUCCCCGAAAAACACCUUAAUCAUUUUUGUGACCAUAAUGGGGCACCUGCUGGUUUUGUGAGGACGGAGACGCCCACCCACUUGAGCUGCCACAUGCCCUGUUUCUAUCCUCUCUAGCUCUCAAAUCCUGCUUCCACGCAUCUUGUUCCAUGAAGUCAGGACACUUGUCCCAGACUCUAAGUCUGUAAGAGGCUGAGCAUGAGAUGUGGAGAGGGGCAGGACCAGGAGGGAGAGUUGGGGGAAAGCUAGGGUGAACCAAGAGCUUGGAUUCUACUCAUGUGACAGUCAAAAGUUAUUAAAGAUUUGUGAAACAAAUGCCUCAGAGCUCCCAUCCUCGCUUCAUGCGUGCUCUGGUGUUAUUACAGGCACCUUCCCUGUGCAGUAGGUAGAAAUCCACACAUAGAAAGUAGGUUAUCCAGACACGGUCAGGCAAGUGCCCACCACGUGAAAAGGUAGGUACAGGAGGUUGGAAAGAUGGCUCAGUGGGUAAGAGCACUGGCUUUAUAGAGGACCCAGGUUCAAUUCCCAGAACCAACCUGGUAGCUCACAACCAUUUGUAACUCCAAUUUUAGGGAUCCAGUGCCUAACUCUGGCUUCCACAGGCACCAGACACCAAGGCACACAUGAGGCACACAGACAUACAUGUGGGCAAAACACUCACAUCCAUAUAAUGAAGUUCUGGGGAGGGGGAAGAAAUAUAAAACAAACAGCUUUUCUAGACACUGACCUGGAUAGAUCUAUGGGUACAGCCCAAAUGAGGGGAGAGACCACAGUUUAAAUGUUGUCAAAAAAGAGUUUUGAAAUAUGGAAGUAUCCCAAGUGGGAAAGGAGAAAACAGGAGCUGAGAAUAAGCAGGCACAGGGGAAGAAGCCAAAAGGGUACGUGUGGAAAUGAGUGAGCAGAAACUCCCUAAGCACCAAGUCUGAUGUCUGCAGGAUCUGUGCCCCAGAUUAUGCCCGCCUCAAAUAGAAAAUGUUCCCCCAAAUUUCAUCUCUGCUGAACAUGAUCAGACUCCCCAAACAAUGCAGUGUAACAGUGAUUGGCAUAGCAGACUUACUGUGUUAAGGGUCAUCUGUCACCUGGAGAUGGUGUUAAGUCUAUGGGGGGAACAGUAGCCCAUUCCCAUAAUUCCAGCACUAGAUAUGCAGGAACAGAAAGGUCACGGUUUGAGGCCAGCCUGGCCUACAUAGAGGGAGCCUGUCUGGAAAAAGCACGCAGAAGGAUGUAUGUAGGUUCUCUACAAAGCACAGCAGGUGUCUGAGGGUCUCGGCAUGUGGCAGACUCGGAGGAAAGUGGACCAAGCACUUGUAAAGGAAAACUGACCCUGCACUGAUGCUAAGGGACCACUGGAGUUUGAAAUGUUGCUUUUUUAAAAGAAAAAAAAUUCAAAAUAGCGCGCGCACACACACACACACAAAGGCGGAAGCCACCUACUGAAAAGGGGGGCAUGUAAGAGCUCAAAGAAAGUAUUAUACUUAAUUCUAGCUGUACUGGCUGGUUUUGUGUCAACUUGACACAGCUGGAGUUAUCACAGAGAAAGGAGCUUCAGUU